UGCGUUCGAGGCGGCCGCUCGGUCACAACAGCGCCGGUUGCCGUUCCUGAGAUGGGCAUUCAGUUGUCGCGGGCCAAGCGCGGCCCUGCCGAGGUGAGGGAGAUCAAAUGGGAGCCCGAUCGGGAGGCCGCACCGCUCAGGACGCUCGACGAACUGCUCGCGUACAAGGAGCAGCCCUUCCUGUGCGCCGUGGAGCCGCUGUCAGAGGCGAUCAAGCGCGGUAAGCCAGGAGACCCGAGGACCAUCUUCUGCCACGACAUGGGUGGCGGCUACAACGAGGACAGGUUCAUCCACGGCUGUAGUGAGCGGCACGUGUACCGGUUCCACCACUGGCAGAUUAUCGACACGUUCAUUUAUUACUCGCACCACAUGGUCACGGUUCCUCCUCCGGGCUGGAUUUCGGCUGCCCACAAGCAUGGCGUCAAAGUUCUAGGAACUUUCAUCUUAGGCAAGGACGAUGGCAAAACUAUUGAUGAGAUCAAAAACUUAGGUCUCGUGCCCCAGGUGGCAGCCCAGCUAGCACAUGUUGCAUCCGUGUGCCGGUUUGAUGGAUGGCUAAUCAGCAUCGGGUGUCAAGUGCAACGCAGCUGCGUUCCAGUACUAAAGGGCUUCCUUAAGGCCGUCACCACAGAAGUACACAAAGCUGUGCCUGGCUCUCUUGUCCUCUGGUACGAUGCUGUCGACGUCAACGGAAAGGCCAAGCCACACAACGAGCUCAACGAAAAAAAUUCGUGCUUUCUCGACUUAUGCGAUGGCAUCUUCCUCAACUUCCGGUGGACUGAAGUCAUGCUCCAGAGGUCGGCACAACUGGCAGGCAACCGCAAGGCCGACGUCUACGCUGGGGUUGACGUGUACGCAAGAGGCACGCCGUACCCUGGUGGCUUCGACACGUACAAGGCCGUUCAGCUGGCUCGUAAUUGUGGUUUGUCAGUUGCUGUCUUUGCGGCCGGCUGGGCCUACGAGACGAAGGACAAAAACAGUUUUGCAAGAAGCCAGUACCGGCUUUGGACAUUUCCGGAUGACUGCUGCUCUGAAUGGCGCCUCAUCGAGCUGCCACUGUCCACAAGUUUUUGCCAAGGCUUCGGCAUCAAGACGUUUGCAGCUGGCAAGAUAACGUCCAAACUACCGUGGUUCAACUUGCACAAGCAGCAGCUACAGCCUCGGGACCAAGGCAGCGCACUCUGCGACUCCUGCGGUUCUGUAAAGCUGACGACAGAGGACGCCUACAACGGGGGCGGCAGCCUUCGUGUGCUGUUCAAGCCUCACCUUGACUACCCGGACGCUAAACCCUACAUAAGGUUGUUUGAUUGCGACUUUCCGUUGAGCCCUCUUGUGGUGAGCUACACCUUCAAGAACAUCAGCUGCGUCAUCAAAGUUGGCCAGGACAUUGCAGUUGUUUUGAAGGUUAAAACUGCAGCAGGGGAGCCGGAGGACAUAUUUCUAGGCACGAUGAUUGGUCUACCGGAGGGUGGCAACUACAGGGUGACACGAGAGAUCAUCGAGCCCGAGGACAGCGAGCACGAGUCGAAGACUUACUGGCACACUAGAAAAUUCCGGCUGGAAGACUUGCGGGGUGCAGACGGUGCCAUUCUUGAAGAGGUUGGCCUCCAUUUAUUCUGCGCCAACAUGGAGGCUACCGUUUGCCUGCUGGGCCAACUGGACAUCUCACGGCCAGCCGGUGAAAAAGUCGUUCGCAGUAACGACGACAGCGAUGAUGACUACGAACCGGAAAUGAAGCGGCAGCGAGACGACCAGGACUGACUUGAAUCGAUUUAAUUCGGGUAAUAAAAGAUGUG
Molecule: messenger RNA, 1796 nt
Organism: Dermacentor albipictus
Lineage: Eukaryota; Metazoa; Arthropoda; Arachnida; Ixodida; Ixodidae
Product: cytosolic endo-beta-N-acetylglucosaminidase-like
Biological process (GO): protein deglycosylation
Cellular component (GO): cytoplasm
Molecular function (GO): mannosyl-glycoprotein endo-beta-N-acetylglucosaminidase activity
Source: RefSeq, a predicted model, not a curated record